UUAGAGCUGCGUUAUCUACAUACUAGUCGGAUCGAUUGAAAGUGUAAAAAAGAUGACAGCCAUUUAAUCAAGAGCGAAAAAGAAAUACGUUUGUAUAACAUAUAAACGAACUUCAUAUUUUGUUUUUACAUAUUGUAAACAUUCAUUCUGUGCUAAUCUUAGCACAAACAACGAACGAUGGAGACGGAAGGAAACACUUUGCAAUUUUUGCUCUAAAAAUUCAAUGGACCUUAUAUUACUAUGAUUUCUAUAAUAGCUGUCCAGUUGUGUUGUUUUCUAUUGACUAUGGGUGCCCAUGAUGAGAACUGUAUUGGACAACAAUGCUCAGAAGUUGUAUCUAUUCCGCUAUUAGAUAACAUGAAAGCCACACUGAAAGCUGACCUAGACGUUGCCGAACUUAAUAGGGUUCUUCAUAAGUAUAUUCAACAAGAAGUGACAAAAGCUGUCCAAGGAACUUUUGACACUCACAUGGAGGGGGCUGUUGAACAAAUUACAGAUAACGUGACAAGAUUAACACAGUCGAAUGUGAAGGCUGUAAUUAAGAAAUUUCAAGAUUGUGUGUGUAAGAAAACGUUUAUAGGAUUUUCAGCCUACAUGUCCGACGGUUUUGUGGUAGCUCAUAGUCAAUCGUUGUCCCAGGGGAGUACGCUGAUUUUUGACAGAACAGAAACCAACACAGCUUUUGUCUAUAACGCAAAUACUGGUGUCUUCACAGCACCAUCUAGCGGAAUGUAUGCCCUGACCUGGACAAUAUGUGUAGAUUCUAGAAUAAAAGACGAAGAUAUUGGAGAAUUUGGAACCGAGUUGGUUGUUGAUGGACAUAUUUGUGGAGCACUACAUGCAGACACAGAACGGAAUGCUGAUGACGACUGUUCUACUGGAUUUAUAAUUAAAAAUGUUAGAAGAAAUGCUUAUUUGAGAAACAUGUAUGCGCAUGAAGGUGCCAUUCUAAGCAGAGAAGAUCGUACACGUACAACAUUUUCAGGAUGGAAACUUAACUAAUUAACUAAUCAAUUUCAUAUCAAAUGAAAAAAAAGAUCGUAAAAAUAUAUAUUUUGCUGUGUUUGUAGUAUAAUAAUACUAAAAAGUGGUAGUAACACUUGUUUUGAGUUCUUAUAGUAUACAAGACUAUAUGCAAAUUGUAAUUCGUUGAACACUAAAAUUUAUGAUUCAAUUAUAUCCACGAAAUCAACAAAAAGGACUACUUUUUAGGCAGGGACCGGUCAAAAUUUAUACAUAGCUGAGAUGAUUCCCACGUGCCAAAAGAAAUUGUAUAAUUAUAAACAGUGUCGAGAACUCGUUGGAAGUACUUGAUAAAUUACAUGCAUAUAUUGGUGAUUUUGAAUCUGUUCAAAGUUUUGAUUUUUCUACCCUAUAUACCACAUUGCCUCACAUUCUCAUUAAGAAAAAAUUCACACACCUAAUUAAAUGGGCAUUUAAAAAGUCAGAAUGUGAAUAUAUAUGUUCAAACUCUUUUAGGUCAUUUUUUAGUAGCAAUAAACAAAAAAACUAUGUCAAUUGGACAUGCUUUGAUACUAUAUAUGCCCUUGAAUUUUUACUAGAUAACAUUUUUGUUCGCUUUGGAGAUUCCGUAUAUCGUCAGGUUAUCGGAAUUCCAAUGGGGACUAACUGUGCACCACUUAUUGCGGACCUUUUUUUGUAUUGCUAUGAGUUACAAUUUAUGACAAAAAUCAGCAAAGACC
Molecule: messenger RNA, 1703 nt
Organism: Mytilus californianus (California mussel)
Lineage: Eukaryota; Metazoa; Mollusca; Bivalvia; Mytilida; Mytilidae
Exons: 2
Coding region: 241-1002 (253 amino acids)
Molecular function (GO): protein binding
Source: RefSeq, a predicted model, not a curated record